AUGGAGCAUCAUUUAUUAAUACUAAAUGAUUCAAACGAAUCACAUUUAUGUAGAUUUUUGCUGAAAACAUUGGAACCUUCUUUUCCUUUAGUUGUAUUAUAUGGACCAAAAGUCCCUGAUAAAUUGUCAGAUUUGUACAUAGAAUCCUCGGAGCUCGAACAUUUGAAAGAUUCGACAACAGAUUCUAAUAAUUACAAGUACUCAGUUUUAUACAAAGAACUCAAUAAAUCAAAUUCAUUAACACAUCAAGAAUUUGAAGAAUUGUAUAAUAACUUAGUAAAGUAUCUAAAAACGGUACUAUUUAGACCAGUUUUACUAUUAUUUAAAAAGUCAAACAACUUCUUACCUAACGUGCUCUUUAAUUUCAAACCAAUUUUACUUUAUUUGUCUCCGCUAUAUAACCUCCACAAGGUUGAUGGCCAGAAAAAACAAUACAGAGAAGACAAGAAUCUGCUGUAUUGGUACCUUGAAUUUGAUUAUAAUUUAAACAAUAUUGGGACUAACAACAGGUUACUGGACCUUUUGGAUGAACUAGAAAACACAAUAGAAGAAUAUAAUUUGGAUAACAAAUUUGUUCAAUCGAUACUAUCGUUGCUAAACAUGUAUGUCGAUAGGAUCUUGUUUAGGAACAUCUCUUUAACGAAGUACACAAAAGUAUUAAAAUACUCAAAACAAUACUCCACUCUUUUGAACACACAUUUGUCGUCGACUGGUACAUACACCCAUGCAAAAGGUUCUACAACUGAAGCUCAAGAAACGAGUUCCAAGUUUACUGAAAAAGGCGAAGUUGGCCAUGAAGAGCUGGAUAAAUCCAGUGAAUCUGCCGAUAAACUGAACCUGGUUGAUUACAAAAAACUGUUUCUAGAGAAUAAAAAACCAUACCACCUGGCUAGCGCAAUAGCAUAUACGAACGGCCUACCACACGUAGGCCACGCAUACGAAGCAGUGGUUUGCGACGUUAUAAGCCGAUACUACAGAAUGUUUGGAAGGAGAGUCAUCUUUUCGACAGGAACAGAUGAGCAUGGAAUAAAGGUUUUAACGACAGCAAAACAGCAAAACAAAACACCAAUUGAGGUGUGCAACUAUUACUCUAACGAGUUUAAGAAAUUUUACAAGAGACUGCUAGUUGAAUAUGAUAGGUUCAUAAGAACAACAAGCGAGUCACACAUGAAAGCAGCUAAAACGAUCUGGAGAACAGUAUUUAAGAAAGGAGACAUAUACUUGGGUGAAUACAACGGCUACUAUUCCAUGAGAGAGGAACGUUUCAUCCCUAAUACAGAAGCAAAGUUAACAGACUUUAAAGACCCAGUCUCAGGAAAACCAUACGACUUAAUGUCAGAAAGUAGCUAUUUUUUCAAAAUGGAGCGUUAUCGCACACAGCUAGUUGAUUAUAUUAACACAAACCAGGAUUUCAUAUACCCCAAAAAAGUCAAGAAUGAAAUUUUAACAAGACUUAAGGAUCAGCUGGAUGACUUGAGCAUCUCUAGAACCUCAUUUGAUUGGGGAAUCGAAGUGCCCUCAACAGACGACAUAAUCAUAACUGAAUACGUUAAUAACGACGUGAAUGUAGGGUACAACCACGAAAAUAAACUGUUUAAUGAAUCUAAAUUUUACAAUGAAGUGAAUAAAGGAGAAGUAGCAAAGAAGGUAAAAGCUCUACAUUCAGAUGAUCAACCAGAAUCUGGUGAAACUAAAGUAUCUUUAACAUCCAAUCAAGAUCAAACUUCCAGUGAAAAGAAAGUUGAUUCUACACAUGUUAGUCCUAAUACCAAAAAGCAAGAGAAUGAAAAGCAUGUUAUGUAUGUUUGGUUUGACGCAUUAUCAUUUUAUAUGACGUCAUCCGGACUAGGUGAGUCUUUAAGCGAAAUGAUGUAUUGGCCUACAGAUCUGCAAGUUAUUGGGAAGGACAUCUCUUGGUUCCAGUCCGUAAUACUUGCCACAAUGUGUUUCUCAAUGGGAUUACCACUCACAAGAAAAAUCCUCGCACACGGAUUUAUCCAAGGGUCCGACGGUCGCAAAAUGUCAAAGUCCCUGGGUAACGUCCUAAAUUUGGACGAGUUACUCCAGGAGGUAGGGGUGGAAAGCUUUAGGUACUAUCUUCUAAAGAGCACUGUUAUGGGAUCAGAUGUCAAUUUCGACCAGAAUCAGCUCAAGGAAAUGCACAACUCAGACUUGGCCGACAAUGUAGGAAACCUAGUACACAGACUAACAAGCCUCGUCACAAAGUACAAUGAAGGUGUUGUGCCGUCAUAUAAGUCAAAGGUGAAAUCACCAUUUGAUCUCGUCGAGUUCAUGAAAGACUGCUCAGACAAUGUUCUGAAGUUGGAUGUAUAUAACAUAUUAAUUCUAACUAACAUGAAGUUUAAGGACCUGAACAAUUACUUGACUGUGACCAGCCCAUGGGCUGAAAAGAACCAAGACAAGAGGGAUUCAGUUCUACGAGUUCUGCUUGAAUGUGUUUACUUUCUGGCACAUUUUCUAUACCCAGUUCUACCGCAAUCAAUGGAACACCUCUUCUCCAAGUUGGGAACACCCCAAAAGCAGAACGUUUGGGAACUAUCUCUCAACCUCGAUAACCUCGAAAAGGACUCCAAGGUUUCAGUCGGGGACAUUUUGUACCAAAAGUUCAAUUUGCAAGAAAAGCCAAAGGCCUAA
Molecule: messenger RNA, 2655 nt
Organism: Theileria annulata
Lineage: Eukaryota; Apicomplexa; Aconoidasida; Piroplasmida; Theileriidae
Product: methionyl-tRNA synthetase, putative
Exons: 3
Coding region: 1-2655 (884 amino acids)
Biological process (GO): methionyl-tRNA aminoacylation
Molecular function (GO): methionine-tRNA ligase activity; ATP binding
Source: RefSeq, a predicted model, not a curated record